Messenger RNA from Didymodactylos carnosus, 1014 nucleotides. The record is from the annotation of a GenBank genome assembly. NCBI's taxonomy places the organism in Eukaryota, Metazoa, Rotifera, Eurotatoria, Philodinida, Philodinidae.
AUGCGAAUGAUCUCCUAUAAUGAUCUACGUGAAUGGCCGUCCGUUAUGUUAAAAGAAGGUCAUGAAUGUAGUGCAACAGCACGUGUACAGAAUCCAGAAGAAGGUUGUUUUAUAUUAAAUCAUGAUACACCAACAUUAAAUAGACAAACAGCAUAUAAUACAUCAAAUGACUUACUAAAAUUUAUAAUGGAUCCAUUGUACAAAUAUUGGUUUGCAAAUCCAAAUCAAACAGUAUAUAUUGCAUUAUGUUUCAAAUUUGAUAUAAGUUCACAUGCAGAUCUGUUUAUGCAUACAUAUGCACUUAAAUGUAUGGAAGAGAAGAAACACGCAGAAUAUGACUUCAUUGUCGUUGGUUCUGGUCCAGGUGGAGGAAUUGUAGCCAGUCGGCUUGCUUUACGUGGCUUCAAAGUACUUGUAAUUGAGGCUGGACCCGAUUACAAUACGACAAACGCAACGAUUCCUUUUUUUGCACCAUUAGCUGAGAAUGAUCCAAUUAUUGGAUGGGACUUCGAACCAUAUACGUAUAACACAUCAAUUAACCAAACGAUACUAUAUCCAAGAGCAAGUACUGUUGGAGGAUGUUCAAGACAUAACACAUUAAUUGCAUUUGCACCAAAUCCAUUUGAUUGGGAUGAUAUUGGACAGAUUACUGGAGAUGAAUCAUGGAAUUAUAAAAAUAUGAAAAAGUAUUGGAAGUUAGUUGAAAAUUACGAAUAUGAUACAGCUUAUGCAAAUGUCAGUCAGGAUAAAUUCAACGGUUGGCUCGAUGUAACACAAAACAUUGAAAGAUUACCAGGAUUGAAAACAAAUCCAGUAUUAGCAAGUCUGAUUACUACAAUUAAUGAUCAGUUAAAAUUUACUCCUGAUGUCAGUCGUAACAACAACGCUGAUAGCUGGUUCUAUUUACCUCAGUCUGUUAGUCAAACGACGGGCUCAAGACAAGACGCCUAUGUUCGUCUUAAACAAGUUCAAAAAACAAAGUAUGGUUCUAAUCUACUAUCCAUUUCAAAAUAG